CCUUUCUAUCAAACUCCACUCCACCACCCCUUGAUUUCCUUUCCAAACCAUUUCCUCUCACCUUUCUUUAUACUUAUACUAGCAUCCAAUUUCAAUCUUCAACAAAAAUCAAAAUGUGUCGAGGGUUUGUAGAGAACGAGAGAGAGAAUCUGAAGAUCAAAGCUUUCUACACUCAGCUAUCAGUCUCCCGCGCCUCCCUUCUCCCGCCGGAUUUCCUAACCCUGCAUUUCCUCCCCCGCAUCAGCGGCGGCCGCCUCGAGAUCAACGGGUCCAGCAUCCGACCCGACUCGCCCGCCUUCCUCACGCUCCACCGGGCCGUCUCCGAGGGCGGGUUCAACUACGGGAGCAGGGAGCGGGUCACGGUGUGCGAGGGCGCGAGGUUCGAGAUCUACGUGGGGGAUGUCAGGGUGCUCAAGGGCGUUUUCAGGAAAUUCGACGACGGCGAUGACUGGAAUAUGGAGUGCAAAUGCGUGCUGUCGGCCGCCGUGAGUGGGGUCGGCGGCGCUGAGGUGGCUGUGGAGGCGGAGGGGCUGGGGAAGGUCAUGAGGCAGAAGCUGGAGAUGGUGGCGGAGGUCAGGCGGAGGAGGAGGUGUUGCGAGCUGGAGGAGAUUCCGGAGGUGAGGGAGGAGGAGGCGGGAUCGGGUGCCUGCUGCUGCAGCGAAUGCGGCGGAGAGGAAGAGGAGAGCGGCGGAGAUGGGGAGAUGGAGAUGGAGAUGGAUGUGGAGGCGGUCAAUUGGGCGUUGGAUGUGGGGAUUUGGGUGGUUUGUUUGGGGGUUGGUUACAUGGUUUCAGCUUCCUCGCUCAAGAAACUUACAAGAAACAGAUUAUUCCAUUAGUUUCCUUCCUUUGUAUAUUAGUACUCUGUUUUUCGGAUCAGUUUUGUAAUGCUGUGAACUUUUCUUAUAUCGUUCACUAAGAGAAUAUAUAUAUAUGAAGUAUAGUAUCAUUUUCAUAA
This is a messenger RNA of Salvia hispanica, 955 nucleotides long. RefSeq names its product NADP-specific glutamate dehydrogenase. NCBI's taxonomy places the organism in Eukaryota, Viridiplantae, Streptophyta, Magnoliopsida, Lamiales, Lamiaceae. The record is from RefSeq and is a predicted model, not a curated record.